Exophiala dermatitidis NIH/UT8656 is the source of this 4704-nucleotide messenger RNA. RefSeq lists its product as uncharacterized. Bases 1196 to 1561 code for a protein of 121 amino acids. NCBI's taxonomy places the organism in Eukaryota, Fungi, Ascomycota, Eurotiomycetes, Chaetothyriales, Herpotrichiellaceae. The record is from RefSeq and is a predicted model, not a curated record. The transcript has 4 exons.
GGUAGGUAGGCAUGGCCUUCGUAUUCCUCCUUACACCUCCAACAGCUCGCUAUGAAUUGCUCUCUUCACGCUUGGUCAGCUCUUCUCAAGCAACUGCACUUACCAUCAUGAGGCGGCCCGAGACUGCAGCCCAGAUGCCCCAGUACAACCGGUGAAACACAGCAUAUUCUUGGAGGUUUCUUCGGGACCAUAUGGGAGCUCCCUCCUCACAUAUUUGCUAACGGUCGAUCUCGCGACUGACUGCUCGUAGUGCCCUACGGACUUCAGAGAAGAGCUGGGAAAGCCCGGCACUAAUGCAGAGUCCUUCAGCCGCCCAUCGCCUGACCAAACCUCACAGCCAGCCCUGUCAUAAGAACGUCACCAGCUGCAAUGUCUACCAUAGUACUAGUAGCACAAAUGAAGCCCGAGCCACAAGAAGAGCAAUGACAGUAAUAUGGUACACAACGCUUCUACCAUUUUCGGUAGCCUUUUUACACUCAAGAGCACAUCACACAGCGAAGACGAGGAAGAAGCUCACCACAUGCGUGCAGCAGUGAGCUACACCAGUCCUACAAUAGCUCCGAGCACGAGGAUAGCUACUGUUCCUGAGCAAGCGAUGACCACCAUGGCCACAAUGACCGCAUUCCAGUACCUACCUAGGUACUCUUUAGACGAUAUGCAUAUCGCCGAGGCUCUUAUUUUCGUGAACCCUGCAAGCCUGCAAUGCCGAUCGAAUUUGGCGAGGUUGUACGAAUUGUCACAAACAAGGCCUGUCAAAAGGUGGCGAUGCUAGUAAUGGAAAGCAGCCGAUGCGUGGAUGCCUUUGGAUUCGAGAUCGCUCCAUGGUCAAUUCUACCAAAGUCGUCAUCAAGCAGCAUCCGUGGUCGAGCCCCUGGCCUACAUGGCUAAGUCAACGUCGACACUGGCAGUCAUUGUCGAGGGACACUUGUAACGAGUAGUUGCUGUCCAACGUCCGGUUCAACGUCUAAUCUUCGGCGAAUUCAAUGCUGGAAAUGCUCGCAGUAAUGGACAACUAGGCUAGACACUAGCAGCUGGAUUCGGGGCUUUUACUAUGGUACCAGAUUGACUCCAACUCAAAACAUAUCUCAGAGCAUCAUACACCCUGGACCAUGUCUUUUUAUAACGUUAUUGAUUGCCGUGGACGGAUACUUUUCGAAGAACACCCUCCAGUGGCUGGGAAGGCGGCUAGAUCAAAAUGACUCUUGCUGACUCUUGUUCUGGAUACUUUAACCGGGAUCAUGGUCGACAACUUCAAGUGGCCAGACUUCUUGUUUUUUGUCCUCCUCGCAAAAUGCGGAGAAUCCGAAACAUUCCAGCCCCGAAAGAUCCGCCGGCUGUUGGUCCGCGUUUUGUUGAUCACACACCCUGCCGCACUCCAAUGUACAACUACGUUCUGAGCCAUUUCGAACAACUGGACCCUCAUCCAACUGGUUGGGAGGUGGACCUCUGUUGUACGUUCUUUAGUUCCGUACAUGUCCAUCCACCCACGCCCACUCUCAUGGAAGUUCAACGACACAUGGAACUGGACAACGUAUGCAGCACUAUGUCCGCAUAUACCUAAGGUACCUAAAGCCGGGAUGCGCAUUUGUGUGAAGGUUCACAUUCUGUUCGAAUGAUGGAAGCCCGGCAUCUUUUGUGAGGGGCGGAAUGGCCGACCGAGAGCAGUUCAAUGGCUUCUCCAAUGUUGCUAUGCAUGAUUCUUUCAUGCACGCCUUGAAGCUCGGCCCCCCAUGCUGCCCUUGAAAAUGGUGGUUGGCUCAACCUUCUUGCUUCUGCAACGUUGGCGCCUUGUUCACGACUAAGCUACUACGAUCGAUGCUCGAUGAGUGGAGCAUGGUGGGCUUAAGAGCUCGGGCCACUAACGCUGUACAACGUACUGUAUUUCUCGAGCCCUUCUCCAGAAAUCGGAGGAUCAAUGGAUGCUAAUGCUGCAAGGGUGGUGCAGGUGGUGGGGAGAGCUUGUCGAAGUCUCUUUCCACCACCACAUCCAUCCACAGGAUGCCAUCCACUUGCCUGCCUUUGCAGACCACCACCAUGGUUCAUUCGCAGAAAGACACACCUUGCCUACCAACCAUUUUGACUGCUGUCAGCGGAGACUUGGUGCUGUCAUAGACCCUCCGUGUGUGGCGUCAACCACCUGGGUCCCUCGCUCGAACACAUCCCGCCUGUCCUCAACUGCUACGGUCAAAGUGACUUCUCCUCGGGCCAUUUUGUGAGUUGCUGAUCCCGGCGUUGAGUACCACUCAUCUGGUUCUGAGAGAGCUACCUUGAAUGAAGCUCUGUGCUCCCGUUCCCAAAAGGCUAGCACCGUCUUCCAUGUCGUUCCACCAGCCAAUUGCUCCUCGAGACGAGCUGGAAUGAACCGUCCAUUGGACAACUAGGUUGGAAUGUCGACCUCACCACGUCCAUCCCACACCUCUCUGAGACAUGCAUGCAUGCAUACCCGGCAAUCUACGCAAGAAAUGGCUAGAUUCGGGUAAGAUGCUCUUCAUUGAGUGGACUGACUGAGAAGCUAGUCGAGCUGCAUGUGAAUGAACGGACUCUGAUAUGAUGUCUACCCCGACGAGAAUUCACCGUCAAAAGACAAUUUACAAUACGAACAGGCCAGCGGCGUUACGAGCUGAUUUCUUACAAGCUAGUAAUAAUUAUUUCCACAGCCUCGUCCAUUACACCCGCGGACUAUCAUUCAUAAAGCAGCCACAAGAUUUUACCAUCGACGUCAUUCCUCUUGUCAAAAUGUCUCAGCUCCCAUGGAAGUUGAGGGCAGUCCCAGCCGCAUGAUUCCUCGGUUUCCAGAACUCGGACCCAAUGCUGCACUGGUCAAGUCCGAGUCUCAGAGAUUGAGUUGCUUGCCGUUUGGACUCGCUGCUUGCAACGCUGUUUGACCCCGACGCAAUCGACUAGGUGCGUACCACCUGCUACCUACCUUAGGCACUACGAUCACCUCGUACUUCCCAUAGUUCCAUGACCUCUCAGCCAGCAUUAAUGCUUCAUGCUUUUUAUUUGAAACCUUACAAAACCACCUUCCUACCACCUGGUAUACUACAUCAUGCAAUAAACUUGGAAAGAAUGUGAAACAGUGUGCACUGAUCUGAUUACUACCUGAAUUCGGUAAUAUCGAUUAAUUAUGCUCCCAUAGCUCAAGGUGGACAAUAAUCACACCCGUCAGGACAGUGGGAAAUGCAAUGCAGCAGCAUUGCAAAACUAUUUACAUGACUUUGCUUCGAAAAGGCCCGUUUUUCUGUCCAAUCUUCUCGUGGCAAACGACCUGGCUGACUGGCUGGCCGAGGGUUUUUCGGGUUGCAGCAGAAAGAAAACUAUGUCAUGAACCCACUCCAUGCAAGCUUAGGUAGCCAAGCCAAGGUAUUUCCUCCGAGUUGAGUACCUUGGUAACAAGAGAAAGGGACAAUUGAAACCAGAAACCCAUGCCGCAAUGCAAUGCAAUCUGAACGCAACACUUUUUCCAAGGGAGUGUGAUUAGUCGAAAGGAAUGGUGGUGCUGUAUGCCGGAAACCCAUGAGGUCGAGAAAAAGGCAAGACGACGACGAAGAAGCUAAGCCGCAUGGUAGGCUGCAGUGUGGAACUUCUCAGAGAAGUACAAUGGCGCCGGCAAUACCAGCGACUACUGCCAGACUUCCGGAGAAACCGUCGCGAUUGGCGGCACCAGUGUAUGGGGCGACCGCGGCGGAAGUGGUACCGCUGGCUGCUGCGACGGUGGCGGUGCCUGCCUGUGGCUGACCGUCUGAGAUCUGGGUGACUGGAGCGCCUGUAGCAGCUUGGGGCUGGCCGUCAGAAAUCUGGGUGACUGGAGCACCGGUCGCUGCCUGUGGUUGGCCGUCGGAAAUCUGGGUUACUGGUGCACCAGUGGCAGCUUGAGGCUGGCCAUCAGAAAUCUGAGAAACAGGGGCGCCGGUUGGAGCCUGCGGUUGACCGUCCCAGAUUUGCGAGACGGGGGCGCCGGUUGGGGCUUGAGGUUGACCGUCCGAGAUUUGCGAUACUGGAGUACCAGUAGCCUUAGGUGCCUGGGGCUGGCCAUCAGAGAUCUGAGAAACCGGAGUACCUGUAGCCGCUUGCGGUUGCCCAUCCGAAAUCUGUGAGACAGGGGCGCCGGUUGGGGCUUGAGGUUGACCGUCCGAGAUCUGAGAAACUGGGGUGCCUGUUGCCUUGGGGGCCUGCGGCUGACCAUCUGAGAUUUGCGAGACUGGAGUGCCUGUGGCAGCUUGUGGUUGACCGUCCGAAAUCUGCGAGACAGGGGCACCAGUAGUAGCCUUGGGGGCCUGAGGCUGGCCAUCAGAGAUUUGAGAGACAGGAGUGCCGGUAGCAGCUUGAGGCUGGCCGUCGGAAAUCUGCGUAACAGGAGCUCCAGUGGCAGCUUGAGGUUGACCGUCAGAGAUCUGGGUGACCGGAGCUCCAGUGGCGGCUUGGGGUUGGCCAUCGCUGAUCCUGCAAGGAGAGAAGAGAGGUUAGUAUAUCUGCAAUAACAGCAAGAACUUGGUACCGGUGCUUCUCCAUCUUAAUCCGAAUCGCAUCUAGUCAAGCCGGCCUUGUAGUUUGUCACGAAUCUCCCAACAGAUCAAAGACCGUACUGCGUGAUAACAAACUCAACGGUACGACGGACAGCGACGGUGGUGAGGGAAGGGGGCGAAGGUAGGAUAUGAGGACGGUGACGGGUGAUGUAAAGGUCGGUGAAACUUACUGAGUCAC